AUGGGUUCAGCUAACGGAUCAUCUCGCCUUCUCGUUUGCUGUUGCUGUGUAACUUUUAUCAGUGUGCUUUUCUUUUGUGUCGGUUUUGUGAGAUUAGAACUGGAGUUAAGAUCUCAUACGGAGAGAAUCGUAGCACUGGAGCAACAGCAGAAAGUGAACGAGACAGUAAAGGAUGCUCCACCCUUGAGCGAAGGUAAGCGCCUAAUAAAACUGUGCACUCUAUCAGCUGCUAGUGAACGAUCUGAGUAGUCACAUGGUUCGCCUUCCUUUCUUGCAGUUACCUCUCUAAGGGCUUGUCGAGAGUUUAAUUACAAAAUUUUACAAAGGGAUAAGUUAUCGAUCACUGUGAGUUCAUGCGAAAACUCAAUCAUGCAAGCGCACUUAAGACGAUAUGUUACACGUGAAGCUUUCAAAUGAGCGACUUCCUUCUGCUUUUGCCAUGUAUUGGUUCGAGAAAAGCACGCAAAAUAUUCCAGUAUUCCAUGAUGACAGAUCUUUAAAUUUUCGAAAAGUUCGCAACAACUCGGUCAGAAUUUGGGAAAAUAAUCGCGGCUUUUAAAUCACGUUUUUUUUUAAUACGAACACAGUUCUGAAAACUUUAAGUGUUAGUACAAAUAUAAUGAAGGAGAAUAUACAUGCCGAAACAAGUGUACUCUGGAAUUUUAUCCAACAUCAUAAAACAUCAUAGGGCAGAACUAGCUGAAGACCGUGCUUUCUUAGUCUGUAAAACACCAUUAUUCACUUGGAAUUCAUGCGCUCUACGCAAAGGAACAACCAGUGCUUUAUGAUUGGUAGUUGGCUGCAUUUUUGAGAUUGGAUAAGCAGACUCUGAAGUGAUAUUUUAGCCUUACUUGUGAACGCGCUUCGGCUCCAAACUCUGAGGUUUUUAAAGUUUCAGAGAAGUAACUAAGCCUACAAGGCUUUUGGGGUAUCAAGUCGAAUAAAAUGAAGCAAAACGAUCGAGAUCGGAAUGAUUACAAUCAAUCAAAAGGUGUACCGCAUAAUCGAUAUUAUGGUAGUUUCUUGAAUUGGUUCUGAAGAUGAGCGAAAUCAUCAAGUGAAGUAACACAAAAGAUUAAAAAGACAGUGAGCAAUACCACACCACAGCACAAAAAAGAACCAAGAAAAGUCUGAAUCGUUCCGCAACACCAGAAAACACCUGGUAUCAAUGUUGAAACUCGGGAAAGUGCAUUUGAAGUUUAUUGUGCUAAAUAUGGCUCAGAUAACAACGGGGUUGUUGUUCUAUGAUGUUAUUCUUAGUAGAUGAUUUUUUUUAACAGACAUGCAUGAGACACACUAAAGACACCGCCAUGUUAUAAAUGUGCCGCACUGGCUCACGGCUCCCCCAAAAAUUAACAUGACUUCGGUUACCUAUUUUUAUUUUUAAGGAAAUGCUCAUUCCUUGAGUAUGAACUCGAAGCAGUUAUCAGCUCAUCACAGUAGACGAAUUGUUCGGGCGGUUACACCCACGGAAGAAGCAGAAAGCUCUUUAGCUCAAGAGAUACAAAAACAGAUCAACAAGGCUGUUCACACGAGCACAAGAAAACUCUGCACCAACAAAGGACAGAUUUGUGUUCAAGGUCCUCCCGGGAAAACAGGACCACAGGGACUUCAAGGGCCAAUGGGACCCCCCGGUAUGAAGGGCCAAAAAGGGGAACCUGGAGAACCGACUUCAACAUCUCUGCAGCUAUUCAGGGGGGAACCUGGAAGUAUUAUUUCAACCCCCGAGAUUUUGGUCAAGCCCGCAGUAAAAACUGUAACAUUGAAUGAAUCGGCUACGUUUCAGUGCUCACCGGAGAGAAAAGUUAACGCGAAAAUAUCAUGGGCUAAAGAAGGUGGCUCUCUUCCCACUGGACGAUAUUCUAUUGUGAAGGGGACUCUACAUAUCAAGAAUGUGAUCGUUGGAGACAACGGGAUGUACGUAUGUACGAUCCGAACUGACCAGGGAACCGCGCAGGCUACAGUAACACUCAACGUCAGAGGUAUGAGCAGAAAAAUUCAGUGUCAUUUUGAACAUAACACGUCCUCCAUUAAUAAAGGAAACUGACCCUCGGUUAACACAAAGGGGUCACUGACUCCUCAAAGAAGCGCCCCAUUCCUAAAUGGAGGCCUGAUCUACCAAAGAAAUGAUUAGUAUAGUCAAUUAAUUGACGUAACAGUAGCCUUGAUUAAAUUUAAUACCUGCAAUCAUCCAAACUGCAAUCUACGCCGCGCUCUGAUUUUUCUUAUGCUACAAAGUAGCCAAAGUAAUCAAGUUUCAUCACGCUGUAUCAUAAUGCUUUAAUUAGUGAUUACGCGACUAGUUUUUUUUUCAUUCAUCUGAAAAUUCAACCCUGAACCGUUCAAUGUUCGUAAACUGACCAAGAUUCAAAAUGUACGAGGCGGUUUGUAGUCAGAGCCGGACCGUAUAAUAAAAAGCGCGGCUUAAGACGUUGAAGUGACUGAUGGGUAAAGGGUGUAAAAUCUGCAUCUUACGAUUAUGACAAUUUGAAAAUUUGCUUAAGUCAGUUCCUUUUUGCUCAUGUACGCUGUAAGUUAUCUUCGAGAACUGUUAAUUAAGUAACUGAAGAGGUCAUAGUUUUUUUUCUCAUUUCAGCAGUUAUUUUACGUUUACACCUACCUACCAACGUUAAACAAAUCAGCCUUAAUUGGAUUGAAAAUGCCACCAUGUUACAUUAAUAGACUUUCUGGUCUUCUCGGAUAAGGACGAAAAACCGUAGGUCGGCCGUCUCACAGCACACACUGGUUCUUUUGGGACGUAACCCACACAACUGUUCGAAACAAGGUAGAUUAGGGAACGUAGACCCUGGUGGUGUGGCCAACCUUUCCUGGGCUGGGUGGGUAAUAUCUGUUAGUGAUCAUGAUCUUAAUAUAGGGAUAACCUCAUGAUCCUUCUUCAGGUGUCGUAUGUAAUGGCUACCUGUAAACAGCCAUGUGAGUGUGUGUAUGUAAUGUGCCUUAUAAAAAGAAGGGAAUUUUACACCCCAAAACAAAACGCAUGGAAACAUUCAGAACGUACAGAUAACUGGAAUGUUUUGACCUUGCAUUAGACAGGGUUUUUAAUUUAAAAGAAGGAGACGAAAGUGCACGUGAACACACGCUGGUAAACAUCAGUUGUUCUCGCUGUUUUGUUUUGUUUUGUUGCAGCUCGUCCAGACGUUUCUCUUAUCACUGGUCCAAUAUACGCUGAGAGCGGGAAAAAUGUCAAAUUGCCUAAAUGCCAGAUCAUUGGAUAUCCACCUCCAGUAAUAUCUUGGACUAAACUUUUUGACCAAAUUCCCACUGAAAGAGCAGUUGUCGAAGGUCAAACAUUGACCAUAGUAAAAGCUAAGAAGAAGGAUGCCGGAACGUAUAUUUGCUCUGCUACAAAUUUUAUGGGCACUUCGCACGCAAUGACAACCUUAAUCAUCAAUAUAGUGCCGCAGUUUACUGUUAGGCCACCCAAGAUGAUAGAGCGUUAUCUUGGACAGUCAGUUACAUUGAACUGCUCUGCAGAUGGACACCCAGUACCGAGUAUCACGUGGUCACGUUGUAAAGGACACAUUCCAGAAGGGCGCGCACAAGUNUUGUUCUCGCUGUUUUGUUUUGUUUUGUUGCAGCUCGUCCAGACGUUUCUCUUAUCACUGGUCCAAUAUACGCUGAGAGCGGGAAAAAUGUCAAAUUGCCUAAAUGCCAGAUCAUUGGAUAUCCACCUCCAGUAAUAUCUUGGACUAAACUUUUUGACCAAAUUCCCACUGAAAGAGCAGUUGUCGAAGGUCAAACAUUGACCAUAGUAAAAGCUAAGAAGAAGGAUGCCGGAACGUAUAUUUGCUCUGCUACAAAUUUUAUGGGCACUUCGCACGCAAUGACAACCUUAAUCAUCAAUAUAGUGCCGCAGUUUACUGUUAGGCCACCCAAGAUGAUAGAGCGUUAUCUUGGACAGUCAGUUACAUUGAACUGCUCUGCAGAUGGACACCCAGUACCGAGUAUCACGUGGUCACGUUGUAAAGGACACAUUCCAGAAGGGCGCGCACAAGUGGAGAGUGGACAACUAAAGAUAAACAGUUUGACAGCUGAAGACAGUGACACCUACACCUGUAGAGCUCAGAGCGAGUUAGUUCACGUGGAGACUGAAGCAAAAGUUGUCGUCAAAACUGGUAAGAAGUGAUAAUUUAUAAGAGGUUCUUAUAAACGUGUGUUCUAUUUCAUCCCGAUAAUGUCAUAAAAGGACGUCACCUCAUCAAUAUCAUUAUUGGUGUUGUAGACGAUCGUUGUGUCUAUGAUUCGAUUCUCAAAAGCUCUUUGGAAAGUGUGCCUGUUCUGUUUACUACAAUAUCGACUGUACUAGUAAAAUCUCUAGUUUUUUUGGUGUCCUCUUAAGAUAGAAUAUAGCAUCAAAUCUAAAUGGUAAGACCACAUUCUGAGGACUUACACCCCUUUUUUUCUGGUUUUAUAAGAAUUGACAUACUAUUUCAAUCAUGCAGCUGUGAAGGUUUGAAUGCCAAAAGUAAUGACCAGGUUUUAACACACGGUUUUUAGUUGUGUUUCUUCUCCGUUUUAAUUCGUUUUGCAUUGUUUCGGGUUGGGUGAGAUGCCAAAAGCAGAAAAAUCCGUUUUUGAAAAAGAAUAAGUCAUUUUAAAAAGCUAUUUCCUUCCUUACUUUAUUCCCUCUGAAUGAAUCUCUCUUUUACAGCAAGGGACUGUGCCGAGUUGUUUUCAGCCGGCUUCAAAGAAAGCGGCGUGUACACAGUAAACCCAACCAACAGAUCCAGUUUUGACGUGUACUGUGACAUGAAGACGGAUGGCGGUGGAUGGACAGUCUUUCACAAACGCUUUAAUGGGUUUGUCGGAUUCUUCAGGGGGUGGGACGAGUACAAAAAUGGCUUUGGAGACGUUAGAGGAGAGUUUUGGCUUGGAAACGAAAAAAUCCAUCAACUGACGGAGAUUCCGAGCCAGCUGCGUGUAGAGAUCAACACCACGUCCGCCGGGUAUAAAUACGCCAAGUAUAGCAAUUUCACGGUCACUAAUGAAGCAUCUAACUACACAUUGUUCAUUGGGUUUUAUUCUGGUACAGCAACUGACAGGCUGGCUUAUUAUAAUGAAAUGGCUUUUACUACUAAGGACCGUGAUAAUGACAAACACAAAACUGUCAACUGUGCUGUGAGUAACAGAGGAGCCUGGUGGUACAAAAGUUGUACGUCCGCUUCAAACCUGAACGGCAACUAUGGAGACAGCUCUUAUUAUUCUUGGAACUGGUAUCUCCACGGAAGUGAAAUGAAACUGAAGCCAAAGCUAAAGGCCAAGUGA
This is a messenger RNA of Porites evermanni, 5286 nucleotides long. The record is from the annotation of a GenBank genome assembly. Lineage: Eukaryota; Metazoa; Cnidaria; Anthozoa; Scleractinia; Poritidae.